GUAAAGUUGAUUGUUGUUUCCAUAGCAACCGACAGACGUCGCCACAGGCACGCGCCGAAGCUUGAAGACAAGUUAGUGAAAGUGAAACUGCACUGAAACCGAAGCGUCUUCGCCGUCUUCACAAACAACGAGGGGCAGAAGUCUGAGUAUGGCGUUCAUCACAAACAUCACGGCCAUGAUUCAUGAAGCUCAGGUUCAGGAUCAAAAACGUCUUCAACCUUGUAAGUCACGGAAAGAAGGUUCCUAUUACAUAGUGGAGGGAUCUUAUAAGGAACUGGAGGACAUCUAUUACAAACUGCAAGCUGUGGAGCCUGUGAACGUCUCUGUUACUGUCAUGGCCUACAUUGAGGAAAAAUGUCAAAAAGAACUAUCUGAAAUUGAAGGAACCAGUUUCAUCAUUAAGCAACAGCUGGACCACACAGCAUCUCGUAAUAACCCCAGGAACACAGUCCAGGUGACUGUGAGACCAUGUGACCCCUCAGUGAGCCCUGCUAGGGCAAAGCUGGUCAGACAGCGAUUCAUCACGUUCUACCAGAGAACUGCGUCCGACCUGCAGGUCGCAUCCAUCCCUGCGACUGCAUGUCUGCACACGGACCUGGAGAAGAGAUUCCCACACCUGCUCUUUAAAUCCAAACACAACCACACAUAUGAAGUCACGGGUCCUUUUAUGCAUAUGGCUGAACUGAAUCACCUCAUUUCAAACACUGCAUCCACUUUAAACACGAGCAAAGCUUCAGCAGACAGUCCAGGCAAAGAACACAGCAAAGACUGUGAAGAAGAACUGUGUCCAAUCUGCAUGGAUGCAAUGAUGCCCAGCAGGAAGAAGACCCUGCGCUGUAAACACUCCUUCUGCAGAGACUGUCUGGAAACAGCGUUCGCCUACAAGCCCGUGUGUCCGACAUGUGGCCACUUAUAUGGACCUUUGACAGGGACACAACCUGAUGGAGGCAGAAUGAAGCACAGCACAGUCAGUUCAUCGCUGCCUGGAUUUGAGCGACAUGGAACAAUAACCAUUGAAUAUCACAUUCCAGCUGGUGUUCAAACGCAGGAGCAUCCUAACCCUGGAGAGCCAUAUGAAGGCGUGUCCCGUACGGCCUACCUUCCAGACUGCUCAGAGGGCAGGAGGGUCCUUCACCUGCUGGAGCGAGCCUUCCAACAGAAGCUUGUCUUCACUGUUGGCCGGUCCACCACCAGUGGAAGGAACAAUGUUGUCACGUGGAAUGACAUUCACCACAAAACCUCAAAGCACGGAGGACCCACACACUAUGGGUACCCAGACCCUGAUUAUCUCCGUCGAGUUCGAGAUGAACUGAAGGUCAAAGGAAUUGAAUGAGUCAUUCUGAGGUUGGUCUUGGAGCGAAGCACAUGUAUUUAGUUAGUGAAGAUUAUUAAAAAGUGAAAUCUGCAAAUGAAUGGAAAAUGUACGUAUUAAGUUUGUAUUAUUUAUUCCUCCUCAUUUCAAACUUACAUUUUAAAAUGACCUGUAAGUUCAUGUUUGUAUGUUUUGUAAAUGUGGUGACACAAUU
Molecule: messenger RNA, 1526 nt
Organism: Betta splendens (Siamese fighting fish)
Lineage: Eukaryota; Metazoa; Chordata; Actinopteri; Anabantiformes; Osphronemidae
Exons: 4
Coding region: 149-1333 (394 amino acids)
Biological process (GO): Notch signaling pathway; protein ubiquitination
Source: RefSeq, a predicted model, not a curated record